This is a messenger RNA of Penicillium verrucosum, 993 nucleotides long. RefSeq lists its product as uncharacterized. The record is from RefSeq and is a predicted model, not a curated record. Bases 1 to 993 code for a protein of 330 amino acids. Lineage: Eukaryota; Fungi; Ascomycota; Eurotiomycetes; Eurotiales; Aspergillaceae. The transcript has 2 exons.
AUGGCACCCCAUUUUUUCAACAAACUUUUCAAGCGCAAAAAGAAAGGGCCGGAAGAGCCCAGGUUUACAUUGCGAGAAUGUUCUCCAAACGCAAUAGGAAUCUGGGAUUCGACCUGUGAGAUCAACGGCGAUAUAUUCAAUCGAUGGAAGCUGCCGAUCCAACCAGAGCAACGCCCUCGCAGCCCUGGAGCUCGACAGAAAAGCUCCCAGCAGCAAAGUCCGCUCUUUCGUCUCCCGGCUGAGAUCAGGAGGCUGAUAUAUCUCGAGCUUAUGGGCGAUCGGCGAGUGCAUAUUCGGUAUUUUUGGAGAAAGCCAUCGCCGGAAGCGCACAGCAAGCCUCGCUGGCACUGGUGGCAUGCUGUUUGUGACCAUUCUGAUGGAUUUAUCGAUGAUCCUUUUGAGGUCUGUUCAAAUUCGGGCCGCGAGGGGUACAUGCACAUCCCGAGGCCCAAAAUUGGCAGCGUGGAGUGGCUGAGAUGUUGUCAAAUCGGAUAUGAAGAAGCAUUGGAAGUUCUUUAUGGGACGAAUGUCUUUGUGAUGAACGAGGCUAUGGACACCCCUUAUCUGAUAUCAAGGAUUUUGGCACCGCGUUGUGCAUCUCUUAUGACAUCUAUGGACAUCUCGUUUGCUGUUGGCUUCUGGGGCCCGGGACAAGCUGAGGAGGACUGGAUGGCAACCUAUUAUGCGUUCUUUGGGUUAGUUGAGAAGAGUUUCCGCGGCGUGCUCCGGCUACGUGUGCUACUUCAAAUGCCGCCCUGUGAGGCUCAAGAGCUUUUCGAUACUCAUGGAAAGGGGGAGGUGUUCCUCGAACCAUGGAAAAAACUCUUGGAAGGUCGGGAGUGGACUCGACUGCAGCUUUGCGUUCCGUUCAAUUGGCACGACUGGUUUCAAGAAAUCAAAGGAUCGAUGUCUGAGCUUGCCAGAUUGGAGCUUGUAUCUACGUCAUGGGCCGACCACUCACUUGCUCUCGCGGAUUUGGCCUGGUCAACAUAA